AUGGUAUUUAUACCCAGACUCUUGAAGCUCUCUACUUUUCAAAAUUUCAGGCUACAACAUGCAAAAGAUAUUGUCCUCAUCUCCAUCUUCAUGCUCUACCAUCAUCUCCAUCUACUCAUCAAAUCCUGUACAGAUUACUGUUAUUCCUCUAAACUUGAAAGUACUACCAAUGAUCAUGAUGAUCAUCUGCCUGAUCAGGAGCAAGUUACUGUUUCUACUCUGUCGCAGCUGCCACUUCAGUCCUUGGAGUUGGAGAAGCAAAUUCCGGCGAUGGAGUAUUGUUUGUUUCUCAAGAAAACAGGCAAGGAUAAUGAUCAAGAGAAGGAGUGUGUUUGCAUAGUUUGCAUGAAUCGCAUUGAGAGAAAGCACGAAGUUAGAAUGCUCUGUAAUUGUUGUCAUGUGUUUCAGAGGGCGUGUAUGGAUAGUUGGAUCGGUGAGGGCAAAAGAACAUGUCCUCUUUGCAGAUCAAAGUUGUUGGGCCAUGGAGGUCAAGAAGAAGAUGAUCAUGAACAGGUUGGGUUUGGAGGCGAUUUAUGGAGAGUGGAAGAGAUGUUUGCCCUGUUUGAUGAUGAUUUUUUCAUGGGUCAUUAA
Ziziphus jujuba (common jujube) is the source of this 591-nucleotide messenger RNA. Its product is annotated as probable E3 ubiquitin-protein ligase RHA1A. The transcript has a single exon. The record is from RefSeq and is a predicted model, not a curated record. Lineage: Eukaryota; Viridiplantae; Streptophyta; Magnoliopsida; Rosales; Rhamnaceae. Bases 1 to 591 code for a protein of 196 amino acids. Gene Ontology annotation, biological process: protein ubiquitination. Gene Ontology annotation, molecular function: ubiquitin protein ligase activity.